Anneissia japonica is the source of this 1607-nucleotide messenger RNA. RefSeq names its product lengsin-like. The transcript has a single exon. Gene Ontology annotation, cellular component: cytoplasm; membrane. Gene Ontology annotation, molecular function: glutamine synthetase activity. Bases 23 to 1351 code for a protein of 442 amino acids. Lineage: Eukaryota; Metazoa; Echinodermata; Crinoidea; Comatulida; Comatulidae. The record is from RefSeq and is a predicted model, not a curated record.
AUAUUCUUUUUAUAUUUUCAGAAUGGAGUCCAUACUAAAACGAAUUAAAGACAACAAAAUAGAAAUUGUUCGUUUUGAACAAACAGACAUGUUUGGUAUAUCAAGAUCAAGGUUAAUUCCAGCUCGUCACUUCAAGUCAAAGGCAGAGAAUGGUCUUAAUUUUUUCAUAGGGCAUUUGGGUGCAGACUCAAUGUCUAACUUUAUUCCAGGAACUGGAUACAAUGAAGAAAAGGGUUAUGCUGAUGCCAUCAUGUUCCCAGAUUUAGAUACGUUCCAAGUUAUCCCGUGGUGGGAAAAUACUGCCAAAAUAUUGAUAGAGCCGACGUAUGAAGGAAAGUCUGUACCAGCUCAUCCAAGAGUCGUUGCCAGAAAACAACUAGAAGAACUGCAUGAGAUGGGAUAUAGUCUGCUCUCAGCUCAUGAGCACGAGUUCUAUGUUGUCGACGGACACACGAGGAAUCCUGUGGUAAAUGACUACAACGCUCAAUCGACUAUAAGAAUGUACGAGUGUGCUCCGUUCAUCCACCAACUUGUUCGAGAUCUACCGAAAGUAGGAAUAGAUAUCGAAUGUAUUGAAAACGAAUUUGGACCCGGACAGCAUGAAAUCACGUACAAACCAUCGUUUGGAAUUAAAGCUGCUGACAAUGCUUUUACGUACAAAUGUUCCAUCAAAGAAAUCGCAAAACAGCACAACCUAGUGGCAACUUUCAUGAGCAAACCAUAUGAUAACGCAAGUGGAUCAUCGUGCCAUUAUAAUCACUCUUUGUGGGAUGUCGAUGGUAAAAAAAGCCUUAUGCUCGACUCUAGAUCUGACAAGUUGUCUGAAGUUGCUAAAUACUGGAUAGCCGGUAAUUUAUAUCAUGCAGCAGCACUAAGCCUACUCAUGGGGCCGACCAUCAAUUGUAGAAAGCGGUACAAACCUUUCUCAUUUGCACCAACAAAUGCAACAUGGGGAUAUGACAACCGCACUUGCGCAGUCCGUGUGAAGAUCAAUGGAGAAUGUACUUACAUUGAGAACCGCAUGGGUAGCGCAGGAUCGAAUCCGUAUCUAGUACUAGCAGCUACAGUUGCUGCCGGAAUUGAUGGUAUAAAAAAUAAAUUGCCACUUCCUGAUAACGUCACUGGAUCUGCGUACGUGCCUGAAGACGUUCCUGAUAAAACGUCAGAAAUACCAACUACCAUGGAAAGUGCAGUUGAAGCAUUCGUCCAGGAUGAAGUCAUGAGGAGAGCAUUUGGCGAAGAAUUUACCAAGUGCUUUGUCGCAAUCAAAGAAAGCGAAAUCAAGCGGGCAAAUAAAGCAAACUGUAGCGGUAUUAUAUGGGACAGGAAUAAUUAUUUUGAAUACCUCUAACAAGAACUUUGUAAAUAUUAUUAAGAUGCUGAGCUCACCAUCGAUUUGAUAUUACUUCAAAGAAAUAUUUUUUGAAUAUUUUUAAAGAAGUUUAUUUGUAUGAUGCUAAGCACAUUUUGAAUUGUUAUUAUUACACAGGACAUUAAUAAUUAUUUUCAAUACCAAUCGGUCAAUACUAAUAUGAUACUGAACUCACCUUAUGCUAUCUCAACUUUUGCCUCAAAAAUAUAUUAUAAAGAAUAUGAGAUAUAUAUAU